AUGUUAUUUCCAAAGUUUUAUAAUAAGAGAUUUAAACAUAUAACAGUUUUAAUCUCUUUGGCAAUUUGCACUUUAAUAAUCCUAAAUGGAUAUUUGUCACACGAUACUAACCAAGUGAAAAUUGAAAAUGAAGCUAUAAUUCAAUUCAAAGCAAGUGCAAAUAGGUAUAACCCUAAGCAAAUGACUUAUGUUGUAUUUCAGUAUUUGACUGCUUUCAAUAAGAAAAAACAUACCAACCAUCCAUUGACUAGUAACAUUGGAGGUGAUUUUGGAAUUUGGUUUCAUUGGGAUGAUUGGGUUGAUUUAAGUGCUGGGAAUACAAAACUUAAUCAAGUUAGAAAGCAGCAUCCGAGUGGAGGAUGUCCUAAUAAUAUUCAAAGAUAUGGUGCUUUCAGUGGGUUCCCCUUUGAAUCAAUGAGAAGUAAAAUCACUAGAAGUAAAGUCGAUUUAUAUUGUAAUCAAGAAGUCCCGAAAAGAAUUGUGAUAGCCACCGAUAAAUCAUUUGUUGAAUUACCAGUUGUUGGUGAAAAAAGGUUUGUUGAAUCAAAACAAUCCAAAAAAAACACUAAAAAUUUAAGUCAAGAAGAUAAAGAUUCAAAAGAAUUUCAAGAUAGUGAUGAUUAUCAUAUGAUGUUUGGUUAUAAGAAUUUUAAGAAAUUUGAAAAAGAAAUUGAUAUUGAAUAUUCAGAUUUUAUUUUUAAUAUUAAAGAUGAAAUCGUUCGUUUAAAAGAAAAAUGGAAUAGAAGAUACAUUUGGGUACUGGAGAAGAAGUAUCUUGAUAUGUUAGAAUGGGCAAAUCACUUAAUUGAUUUUAGUGGUUCUAAUGAAUACUUUAAAAAUCCUUGGAAAUUUAAGGACUCAUUAACUUCUAAAAUUCAUGCUUAUGCUUAUCCAUUUUAUCAACGUUCUUUAACCGAUGGUGAGCGUCAAAGUAUUGCUCAACAUAUGAUUCAGACUUGGUUUCAAUUUGCUCAAGCAAAUGGGUUGAAAAGUUGGCUUGGUGAUUCUAGUUUAUUAGGUUGGUCUUACAAUGGUAUUGAUCUACCUUGGAGUCUGAAUAUUGACAUUCAUAUGCCAAUCCGUCAACUAGACCGUUUAGGUCGAGAUUUUAAUAAAACUCUUUUAAUUGAAAAUCCAAGAUUCGGUAAUGGGAAAUAUUAUUUAGAAGUUUCUCCUACUUAUGGCAAACAGGCAAUUAAAUCGGAUUCCAUCGAAGCAAGAUUGGUUGAUAUCAAUUCUGGUUAUUCAAUUGAAAUAAAAUCUUUAAUGUUCCAUUCUGAUGUUCAACCACCCAAAAAAUUUUGGAAGCAUUUAGCCAACAGCGAUGAAAAAUAUGAGGCCGUAGCUACUCAUACAAAAGACUGGGAAUGGCAAAAUUUAAGAGAUACCAUUCCAAUAAGACAUACUUAUUUUGAAGGGACUUCAGUUUAUAUUCCUCAUAACGUCACUAGAUAUCUUAGUAACAUUUAUAAAGACAAGUUUAUAAAUGCUACUUAUAUUGGCGAUUAUAAUUAUCAAAGAGACCUUAGACUAUGGGUUCCAAAUGACGUCUGUAAUACGUCUCCUAAGAAUUUCCGUUUCAUUAACAAAGAUGAUUAUUCACAAUUAAGUUUAAAAGGUGCUUGUAAUAAAGAAAGUUUGAAAGAUGAAUAUCAAAUAACUGAAAAACUUACUACUCGCCAUCGCGAACUUAAUUCAAAUAUCGAUAAAGCAAAAGACUAUGACCCAAAUCAAUUAAAAGACUUACCGAUUAUGCGUAAAGAUGUGUGGGAAUAUUUUAAUGAUAUUGUCCAUCGUACCGUUGAUCAUACAAACUGGUAUAAUGGUGUAUCAUCCAAUUGA
This is a messenger RNA of Hyphopichia burtonii NRRL Y-1933, 1842 nucleotides long. RefSeq lists its product as uncharacterized. Lineage: Eukaryota; Fungi; Ascomycota; Pichiomycetes; Serinales; Debaryomycetaceae. The transcript is spliced from 2 exons. The record is from RefSeq and is a predicted model, not a curated record. The coding region runs from base 1 to 1842 and encodes 613 amino acids.